Molecule: messenger RNA, 1364 nt
Organism: Paraphaeosphaeria sporulosa
Lineage: Eukaryota; Fungi; Ascomycota; Dothideomycetes; Pleosporales; Didymosphaeriaceae
Exons: 1
Coding region: 212-1189 (325 amino acids)
Biological process (GO): tRNA splicing, via endonucleolytic cleavage and ligation
Molecular function (GO): tRNA 2'-phosphotransferase activity
Source: RefSeq, a predicted model, not a curated record
CACGCCGCUUUCCCUUUUCACCAAGGGCGCACCUACCCACCAAUCCAGACAGCCCUACGCAUCGACUCAUCUCGACCCACCAUCUCUCACUCACAACAACCUUGACUCCAUCCGCAUAGACAGCACUCCCUACCCGCCCUCAAAACCCCACGACCUCUCCCACACGAGUACAAAAAUCCCGCCAAAACUUUUCUCGCCAGCGCUCCUCACCAUGGCACGUGGCGGCGGACGCAACCCAGCUUUCCUCCCCCGCGAACAGCAAGUCUCGCGCAAAGUAUCCUGGCUCUUGCGGCACGGCGCGCACUCGGAGGGCCUUCAGCUCGGCAAAGGCGGGUACGUCGGCGUCGACGCGGCGCUGCGCACGCGGUGCCUGACGGCGCUCAAAGUCACGUUUCCGGAGCUGCGCGACGUCGUGAGGACGAAUGACAAGCAGCGGUUUUCCAUGGUGCUGAGGGAGCGGCUGGAGGGGGCUGGUAGUGAGGAGGAGGCGGAGAAGGUGGGGGGUGUUGAUGUCGGAGAGGGAGAGGGAGAGGAGGAGGAUCCUGGCAGGUGGGUCAUCAGGGCAAAUCAGGGCCACAGUAUCAAGGUUGAUGCCGAGGGGUUGCUUACUCCUGUCGAGGUGGAGAGGGGAAAUGUGCCGGAUGUGGUUGUCCAUGGGACAGAUGAAGGGGCGUGGAAUCUCAUCUUGAAGAGCGGGGGGUUGAGGCGCAUGGGGAGGAAUCACAUCCAUUUUGCGUCGGGAUUGCCGGCGGGGUUCAAGGCGCUGGAUGUGGGGGAGGCAAUGGGGGAGGAGAAGGAGGUGCCCCCGGUGAUAUCGGGGAUGCGGAGGUCGUCGACGGUGCUGGUGUAUGUGGAUAUUCUAGCGGCGAUGGAGAAGGGUGUAAAGUUCUUUGUCAGCGAGAAUGGGGUUAUUUUGACUGAGGGGGAUGACAAGGGACUAUUGCCUUACGAGUUCUUCAAGAGAGUGGAGAAUAGGAAGAAGGGUGGGGGCGUGCUCAUGAGCGAAGGUGUGCUACCGGAGGGUGUGGAGGUGGAUGUGGAUGCGUGGGAGAAGGAAGUCGGAAGUAGGGGCAGAAAAGGAGGCAGAGGCAGAGGCAGAGGUGGACGAGGAGGUAGAGGAGGGCAGGGAAGCGGCGGUGGGAAGGCGAGGGCGAACGAUGACUCUGGCGAUCUCUUAGCUGGCGUUUGAGACGUUUGCUAAGUCAGACGAUGCUUCAUAACAUAUCGGUAGCAAUAACCCAAGAAUACGUCUGUGCAGCGGAAAGCACGGCCAUCUGGGAAAAGUCUUGAAGGGAAGUCGAAAUGGCGCCUAGGACGAUCAAUCAAUGCCUUUACCACGGAGGGGUGACUUUGUAGAAUCUAGC